This is a messenger RNA of Limulus polyphemus (Atlantic horseshoe crab), 913 nucleotides long. Its product is annotated as sialin-like. NCBI's taxonomy places the organism in Eukaryota, Metazoa, Arthropoda, Merostomata, Xiphosura, Limulidae. The record is from RefSeq and is a predicted model, not a curated record. The transcript has 3 exons. Bases 102 to 452 code for a protein of 116 amino acids. Gene Ontology annotation, biological process: monoatomic anion transport. Gene Ontology annotation, molecular function: transmembrane transporter activity.
GGUAUAUAGACUGAAAACUUGUCUUUGAUUAUCUAGUGGCAGGACAUUUUGCUGAUUCUUUAAUCACCCGAAAGUGGACUGUUCUCUCAGUACGAAGGUUGAUGAACAGUAUAGGUCUCAUUGGACCAGCCAUUUUUCUCCUGUGCUUUUGUGCAGUCAACAACUUACUGUUUGCAGUGAUAUUUGUUUCAAUAUCAAUGGGACUGUGUGCAUGUAACUCUGCUGGCCAUCUGAGUAACCAUGCAGAUGUAGCUCCAAAUCAUGCUGGCAUCACUUUUGCUAUUUCUAACACUGUGGCCACCAUACCUGGUAUACUUUGUGGACCACUGACGGCAGAACUGGUGACUCAGUCUCAUGGCCGAUGGUUCCCUGUUUUUGUCCUUGCAGCUGGUGUCAACUUUGCUGGUGCAGUGAUUUAUCUGAGUCAGAGUUCAGCCAGUCAAGCACUGUGAAUCAGAGUGAACAUUUUAAACGUUCUACUUCAGAGUGAACAGUGACCGACAAAAAUGCCCUUGAUUCACAGAUUGUGUAUUAUAUGCAGUAUUGUUUUCACACAACUUUGAAGUGUAAACGGUUUACAGACGUCGAACACAGUUUUUUUUUUUUAAUGUUAUAAAAUUGUUCAAAAUGACCAGAAGUAACUGAAGGUAUUAUAUUAUUAUUAUAACGGAAUGUGAAAUUACUUUUAUUGAUUUAGCCUGGAAUUUAUAAUCAGACAAAACUUUGAAAACAGACAGUGAAAAAUAUUUUUAAAAACUUUCUUUAAUUUCACUUUUGUACUUUAUUGUAUACCAGGCUUUUUCAAAACCAAAGCCACAUUUGGUGAGAUAACAUCUUUAUGGACACCUGAAUUUUAUAUUUGUUAUGGUAUAAUUUCAACAAAAAUAAAUUAUCCCUGUAUUCUAUAAAUUUA